Molecule: messenger RNA, 366 nt
Organism: Cryptococcus amylolentus CBS 6039
Lineage: Eukaryota; Fungi; Basidiomycota; Tremellomycetes; Tremellales; Cryptococcaceae
Exons: 1
Coding region: 1-366 (121 amino acids)
Source: RefSeq, a predicted model, not a curated record
AUGAAGAAGCUAGAGUCUACCAACAGAGAAUUGUCUAGCACGUUGAAAGACCGCGAUGACACUAUCGAAGCUCUGUCAAAAGUCAGAGAGGAGCAGAAUCAUCAGGCAGCGGAGAAGGCGGAACGCAUUCGCCUUUUGGAGAUGCAGCUCAGCGCAAUGGAGAGUCUGGUUCAAGCGACCGAGGAGAGCGAGGCAGAAGUGUACGGGAGAAGGUACCAGCGGCAGCCGGCGUGGUCCUCUUCAGGGGUGACGACAGCGGAAGCAUCUGAAGGUGCUUCGAUGCCAGAAGUGCAGUCUGGUCAUGACGGCUAUUUCCAAACUGACCUGCAGUAUGGCACACAAAUGGAAACUAGCGGCGAGCAGUGA